CGGCAUUCAUGGACCCAAACCCUCGGCUGUCCGUCCCUCUGUAACGGGCUGCAGCGGGUGAACCAUCCUGGACACAAACCUGGGACGUUUUGCUUUUUCUUCUGUCGCUGCUUUUCCCAGGCGUCAUGUCUUUUGGCACCAACAUAAAAGCUGGCUUCUCCGUGCGGGACAUCCUGGAUCUGCCAAACCCGAACGCGAGAUGCGGCUCCGGGACCGAGGAGACCGAGGAAGACGAGACCGAGGAGGCCUCUGCGGAGGUUUCAGGGUCGGAAAAUGCGAGUUUGUGCGAGCGCGGAAGCUUCGGCAGGUGGAGCCGCGGAUCCGGUAACCUGCACUUCUCCUUACACGGUCUGUCCUUAGAGGCCCAUACCGAGUCCAAAUCUCCCGAGCUCUUCACGGACGAGUCUCCGGACGCAGAGGGAGACCCGGCGCGCAGCGCGUCGCAGAAGAGCCGCAGCAGGAAGCGGCGGGUGCUCUUCUCCAAAGCGCAGACCUUGGAGCUGGAGCGCCGCUUCCGGCAGCAGCGCUACCUCUCCGCCCCGGAGAGGGAACACCUGGCCGGGCUGAUCCGCCUCACCCCGAACCAGGUGAAGAUCUGGUUCCAGAACCACCGCUACAAGAUGAAGCGGGCCAGGGUCGAGCACAGCUUGGAGGCGCUGCAGCUGCUGCCGGCCCGUCGGGUCGCCAUCCCGGUUCUGGUGCGGGACGGGAAGCCCUGCGACCGAAUCAUAGCGGGGGACCUGGAGACGACUCUAAGGUCCGGUCUGAGCCUACCUCUGUGUGCCUAUUCCCCGCUGCUGCAUCCCGCUUAUGGCCCGGGGCACCCCGGGAUGCCGCAGCAGCACGCAGGAGUGCAGCAGCUGGCGCACAUGUACCACUGGAGCUGGUGAAGCCCGAGACAAACUUUCAUGGAUACAAUUCAUAAGACGUCCACGUUACAACCUGGUGUUCGCCUUAAAAUUAUUGUUUUUCUUCGCAGAAUCGGCUCUUUUUUGAAUGGAGUUUGGUAAAUAUCAGGAUCUGUAUUUCACAGAAAGAUAAUAAAGGAUGUGUCUUGAAACAAGGCAAAACAAAACAAGAAAAUUUAAAUCUUAAAGUUGAAGCACAAGUACUUAUAUUCUAUCAAUUUUCCCUGUCGGUUUCUGUUUUCAACCUUUCAUCCAGAUUGUAGGACAUUUACUCCUGUAAUGUCGAAAUUUCCUAAAAAAAGAUCUUUCAUA
Micropterus salmoides (largemouth bass) is the source of this 1220-nucleotide messenger RNA. Its product is annotated as homeobox protein Nkx-2.2a-like. Gene Ontology annotation, molecular function: RNA polymerase II cis-regulatory region sequence-specific DNA binding; DNA-binding transcription factor activity, RNA polymerase II-specific. The transcript is spliced from 2 exons. The coding region runs from base 126 to 890 and encodes 254 amino acids. Gene Ontology annotation, biological process: cell differentiation; regulation of transcription by RNA polymerase II. The record is from RefSeq and is a predicted model, not a curated record. NCBI's taxonomy places the organism in Eukaryota, Metazoa, Chordata, Actinopteri, Centrarchiformes, Centrarchidae. Gene Ontology annotation, cellular component: nucleus.